Molecule: messenger RNA, 962 nt
Organism: Columba livia (rock pigeon)
Lineage: Eukaryota; Metazoa; Chordata; Aves; Columbiformes; Columbidae
Gene: IFT20
Product: intraflagellar transport 20
Exons: 4
Coding region: 42-386 (114 amino acids)
Biological process (GO): protein localization to cilium; centrosome localization; intraciliary transport
Cellular component (GO): Golgi apparatus; cilium; centrosome
Source: RefSeq, a predicted model, not a curated record
CUCGGGGGCUCGGGGGCUCGGCGCCGCGCUGCCGGGCGGAGAUGGCGCAGGCGGCGCUGGGCGCGGCGGGGCUGCACUUGGACGAGCUGAGCAAGCUGCGGGUGCUGGAGCCCGGGGCGGCGCAGCAGACGGCGCGGCUGCGGGAGGAGUGCCGGGCCUUCCUGGACAAAAUAGUAGAAUUUCAGAGAAUAGUGGGGAGCUUAAUAGAGCUUGUGGAUCAACUGGCAAAAGCUGCUGAAAGUGAGAAGAUGAAGGCCAUUGGCGCGCGGAAUCUGCUCAAGUCCAUGGCGAAGCAAAGAGAAGCUCAGGAGCAGCAGCUCCAGGCUCUGAUAGCGGAGAAGAAGAUGCAGCUGGAGAGAGUUAGGAAACACCCCAACGAGUUGUGAUUAGCAGAACAGACCAAUUACGGACUCGUGAAACAGAAAAUACAGCAGAAUGAAGAACAUCAAACUGCGCCCCUGGUGUGUCCACCCCGGGAGGGCAGAGUCGGGUCCUUCACGGGCCUCGGUGGUGACAGAGCCGCAGGUGUGACGGUGAACAGCUCAGCCCUGGGAUCUGAAACCUAUUGAACAGCUCAGCCCUGGGAUCUGAAACCCAUUGAACAGCUCAGUCCUGGGAUCUGAAACCCACUGAACAGCUCAGUCCUGGGAUCUGAAACCCACUGAACAGCUCAGCCCUGGGAUCUGAAACCCACUGAACAGCUCAGCCCUGGGAUCUGAAACCUAUUGAACAGCUCAGCCCUGGGAUCUGAAAUCCAGCCUGUGCUGACGUGUGAACUGAUGCACUUCAUGUCAGUCUCCAGGCUGCCGAACACGGACCGUUGGCCUGUUGGGAGCAUUUUACACCCGCGAAGUCCUGAAAUGCACAAGCAGGGGCUGAAGCGCCUCCUCCGUGACCUGUUUUACACACUCUCCAAGUUUGAUUCUUGCAGAUCAGAUUAAGAACUUAAAGUGAACCAAUGA